AUGCCGAAGAAGUCUUGUGUCGCUUGUUCGGUGGGAGUUCACGCAGUUCGAGAACUGGUGUUGCACGAUUCGACGAAGCGCCCCGUACAGUACCCGUCGCGUUCGGAGCUACGGAUCUGCGAGCCGCAGCCGUGGUGGAACGCGGGGGACGAGGCCCCUCCAGGACGAGAUAUCAAAGAGAGGGGAGUGAUCCUGUGUUGGGAGGGAAAAACGAGGCAAGCCGACACGAUGCAGCGCGAAGGGGGUUGGGACGACCAGGGAAGAGAGGUUGGGCCGGGCAGCUGGUGGGCGACCGAGCAAGGGGGAGAGGGAGAGGGAGAGGGCGAAGAAGAGGAGAAGGAGGAGGAGGAAGAAGAAAAAGAAGAAGAAGAAGUAGAAGAAGUAGAAGAAGAAGAGCAGCGGCUAAGAGAAGAAGAGAAGUAG
Molecule: messenger RNA, 423 nt
Organism: Amorphotheca resinae ATCC 22711
Lineage: Eukaryota; Fungi; Ascomycota; Leotiomycetes; Helotiales; Amorphothecaceae
Exons: 2
Coding region: 1-423 (140 amino acids)
Source: RefSeq, a predicted model, not a curated record